AUGGAAUAUUACCGUCUAGAGCAGAAUUACGCCAGAUGCUUGGUUAUGCAAGAUGCAAGCACACCGUGGUCGCAAGAUACCGCCCUGGACAGUGCGGGCACACAGAAUGCCAUCUUGCAAACACUGAAAGACUCCUCACUGUACGGUUUGGCUAGAUCGUUACAUGUCGCACCGCAACAGAUUGAUUACGAGUGUGCCUGGCGGCUGUCCGACUGGAAUGUACUAUUCGACGCGGACGGCGGUGUUGGUCCCAAUGUCCCGAAGAGAGCACCGGCUGCCGGUUCGAGCGCGCUGCUCCUACAGUCGCGAUCCUUCGAGCGAGCGCAUUACAAAGCGCUCAAGUGUUUGCAGCUGCGCGAUGAACUCGCGGUGGAAAGUGCGAUCGUGGCAGCGCAGCGUGCCGUUAGCGAACUUUUCAAGCUUACCAGCAUCGAAUCCACCAAACACAUCUACCACGGGCUGUGCCGGUUGCGGAUGCUGCAGCAGAUCGAAGACUUCGGUGAGGUACACUUCUCCAGACAGAUCGACUGCGAGCAGGACCUGCUGAACCGGUGGAGGGAACAGGACGAGCUGCCGCACAGCGAGUUCACGCUGCUGGAAACGAUCCUUUCCCAGCGGCUGUCCAUCUUCAGCACGGCCGGGAUUCGUGCGAAACGUAAAUGGGUACCGCCGGCAGUGUACAGCACGCUGCUGCAGCAGAUCGAAGACUUCGGUGAGGUACACUUCUCCAGACAGAUCGACUGCGAGCAGGACCUGCUGAACCGGUGGAGGGAACAGGACGAGCUGCCGCACAGCGAGUUCACGCUGCUGGAAACGAUCCUUUCCCAGCGGCUGUCCAUCUUCAGCACGGCCGGGAUUCGUGCGAAACGUAAAUGGGUACCGCCGGCAGUGUACAGCACGCUGCUGCUGCUGAUCCACGAAUCGCGCCUGCGAGGCUUCGUGGACUGUGCGGUACGGAAUGUGGUGCUGAUCGGGAAGCAGGAGCUGCCGGCCAACGUGCAGUCGGUGGUGAUGCUGGAAAAUGCACAGCUCAAUUGGAGUGCCGGCCAGCCGGUGCUGGCGAAGGAGUUGGCGUGGGAAGUAAUGAACAGCGCCAAGUACACUGAUCCGAUGGUGAAGGGAGUGGCGUGUCGCCUUUACGGUGAGUUCCUUGCCGAAGGACACUCGCAGGAGAUCAAGUCGCUAUGCUCGGACUACUUUCAACAAGCGGAAAAAUAUGUCCAGUUUGUGCUGUCGCGACAGGCGGCGGCGACGGCUGCGGGUGGCGAACAGAAAACCUCGCCCGGGAACGUUCCCGCUAACCAUCGUUGCUUCGACGUGGAUCGUAACUUCACCGUGCAGCACACCGUCGCGAAGUACGCGGAUCGUGAAUUUGUGCGGUAAGGGGAUAUACGACGCCAAGCGUCAACAUGCUAACGUUGCACAACGUUGCCGAUGAGGAAAUGAACGCUCUGCUGACUCAGAAACAGAAAC
Messenger RNA from Anopheles merus, 1473 nucleotides. Its product is annotated as Bardet-Biedl syndrome 2 protein homolog. NCBI's taxonomy places the organism in Eukaryota, Metazoa, Arthropoda, Insecta, Diptera, Culicidae. Gene Ontology annotation, cellular component: neuron projection; motile cilium; nucleus. The coding region runs from base 1 to 1383 and encodes 460 amino acids. Gene Ontology annotation, biological process: protein phosphorylation; negative regulation of TORC1 signaling; DNA damage checkpoint signaling. The record is from RefSeq and is a predicted model, not a curated record. The transcript has 3 exons. Gene Ontology annotation, molecular function: protein serine/threonine kinase activity; protein binding.